UAGUGAGUAUGUGCAUGCCAUGCUUGAUGCUUCUUCCCAUUUGAAGUGAAACGACUCUGCACUUGCCGCCCCUUUCAGUAAAAACCCCACCUCAAUCCCGGAGGAGAUCCAACUAAGUUAUCUAAACGAAGUUCCGAUCUAUCUACUGCCUAUUUAUUGCUCAAGAUCUGUUAAGCAUAAGCAUACCUUCAAUGGCUUCUUCAAGUUCAAGCGUUCACAACAAGAGCUACCUGUAUGAUGUAUUUCUUAGCUUCAGUGGUGAAGACACCCGCAAGACCUUCGUUGAUCAUCUUUAUGUUGCUCUUGAUCAACAUGGUAUUCGCACGUUCAAGGAUGACGAGAGACUUGAGAUAGGAAAAAAGAUCAACAAUGAGCUCUUACAAUCCAUUGAAGACUCCAGAGUCUACAUUAUUGUUUUCUCCAAGAAAUAUGCAUCUUCAUCAUGGUGCUUAAGCGAGUUACUGAAGAUCAUGGAGUGUCAUAACAAGGGCGAGAGGUUUGCCUUCCCCGUGUUCUACCAUGUGGAUCCCUCUGAAGUCCGAAAACAAACUGGAUCUGUUGGAGAAGCCCUUGCCAAUCAUAAAGAUAAGGAUGAAUUAGAGGUUAGAAAAUGGAGAGAGGCUCUUAAAGAAGCAGCCAAUUUGUCUGGUUUGGACGUGUCAAAGACUGCUAAUGGGCAUGAAGCUAAAGUUAUCAAAUUAAUGGUUGAGCGGGUUUCACUUGAGUUACGUUCCAUUAAUAUAGGGGUUGAUGAGAAUUUAGUAGGCAUGGAACAAAGGAUGCAAGCUCUCGAUCCUUAUUUAGAGAUUGGUUUGAAUAAUGUUCGCAUGGUAGGGAUUAAGGGCGUGGGGGGUAUUGGAAAGACUACUUUGGCCUAUGCCAUUUUUGAUAAGUUGACCCCUAAUUUCGAGGGUAUUAGCUGUGUUGAAAAUGUUAGGGAAAAAGCCUCUCGGUUAGGUUUAGAGAAGUUGCAAGAACAAGUCCUUAGAGAUGUAUUAAAGGAUAAAGGCAUCACUGUAAGUGGUGUUUAUGAAGGGAUAAAGCUAAUGAAAACAAUGUUAUGUGGGAAAAAGGUUCUACUUGUUCUCGAUGACGUGGAUCAAAUAAACCAACUUGAGGCAUUAGCAGGUAAUCCUAAUUGGUUCAAGUUGGGAAGCAGAAUUAUAAUUACAACUAGGGACGAGCAAGUGCUCAUAGCACACAGAGUGAAAUGUAUCCAUGAUGUCACUAUGCUGUCAAAUAAGGAAGCAAUUCGCCUCUUCCGUAGGUAUGCAUUUCGAGAAGGUGUUCCAACUAAAGAGUAUGAAAUUUUAUCACUCGAAGUUGUACGUUAUGCUGAUGGUCUUCCCUUAACAAUCAAAGUUUUAGGUUCACAACUCUGUGGUAAAGAUAAUAGGGAAUGGACGUCUACACUAGAAGAACUCAAAACAAUUAAGUUCCCUCUUAGAAAGUUGGAACUAAGUUAUGAAAGCCUAGAGGAAGAUCACAAGAAAAUAUUCCUAGAUGUGGCAUGCUUCCUUCAAGGUUGGUAUAAAGACGAUGCAAUAAGAAUGCUUGAAAGUUGUGGAUUUAAUGCUAAAUAUGGUUUAAGAGUUCUUGAGCAAAAAUCUCUAAUCGUAACUUUAGAUGGAAAACGUGGCGGAAUCAUAGGCAUGCAUGACCAUCUAGUAGAAAUGGGCAAGAAUAUUGUAUGUCGUGAGCAUCCGGAGGAGCCUAACAAACAUAGUCGAUUGUGGAUUCAAGAGAAAAUCGCACAUGUCUUGGCUAGUAACUCGGGUAGUGAAGCAACAAGAUGUGUAGAUCUAAAGAUAACUUGUGGUAUUUUUUUGGAAGGUCUUGAAAAUAUGAAGAAACUUAAAUGCCUUAUUGUGAACCAUGGAAAGCACAAAUGUUCUCAUGACCUUGUGAGCGACCUGUGGAAUUUUUUUGGAAUGUUUUGGAAACAUGACAAAGCUCGCCAGUAUUUUCCAAACUCGUUACAAUAUCUAUAUUGGGAUGAAUACCCUCAUUUGUGUUUACCCAAAACAUUUGAAGCAAAUAAUCUUGUUGCACUUGAAAUGCGCGACAGCAAAAUCGAACAACUUUGGGAAGGUGAAAAGGUUAUGAGGAAGCUCAGAUUUCUUGAUUUGAGUUAUUCAAAUUUAAGGAGCCUUGACCUUCGGCUCACACCCAAUCUUGAGAGGUUAACUCUUCAUUGUUGUUAUAAAUUGGUAGCACUUGACGUGCACGGUGAAUGUCUAAAAAGCCUUGUCUAUUUAAACCUAAAUAGAUGCCAUAGUUUGAAUUUGAAGUCUAUAUCUUUUAUCAAGCGGUUGGAAUCUCUUGAGGUUCUUCAUCUAAGUUAUUUAGAUCUGAGAGAAUUCCCGGAAUAUAUAAUCACAGAGCACUCCAAGAAUAAUUUGUUAGAGCUUCAUCUUUCACGCAAUAACAUAGAAGAAAUACCCUCAUCAAUUGGAAAUCUUAAUAAGCUUGUCUCUCUAGAUCUUUCCGAUUGCUAUAAUUUUAAUUUCAAGAGUCUUCCAGGAAGCAUUUGUAGGUUACAACAUUUGAGAACUCUUAACCUUUCUUGCACUCGCAUAGAGGAAUUGCCAGAGGACUUUGGUCAACUGGAAUGUUUAGAAGAGCUAAAUUUAAGUGAUACAAUAGUUAAACAUCUCCCUGGUAGCAUUUGUAUGUUGAAACAUCUCAAAACCCUAAUUCUUAAAUUUUGUACUUAUCUUGAGAAGUUACCUGAGGAUGUUGGCCAAUUAGAAUCUUUGGAGAUAUUAGAUCUAGGAUUUUGCUUUCAUUUAAGAGAAAUUCCCAACAGCAUCUGUAAGUUGAAUUGUCUCAAAGAGUUGCGGCUUGAAAAAUGUACGGGGCUUAAACAUUUGCCAGAGGAACUAGGAAACUUAAAAUGUUUACAGUUAUUAAGUGUUUGGGGAACUGGCAUAACUCAGCUUCCACAGAGCAUUUCUUCCUUUAAAGGUUUGAAAACUGAAACAUGGAAUGGAAUAUUAGAUGCUUUCAAGAAGCAAUGGAGGAAGGCUGACAAUUGGAAGUACAACACAGAAUGAUCAACAAAUAUGUUUUUCACCUCUUCCCCAGUUGUCCAAUUUUACGUUUUCUACAACCAAUAAACAGCAAUCAUUUUCGAUACGGAUGGAACUCUUUUUGUAUCAAAUCCUCCCCAUCACUAUGCCUUCCGUGAUAUGCUCCGAGAGGUCAUUUCUUCAACCAUUUGAUUUCGGUUUUAUCAUUUUGAAUCUUAUUAAAAUAUUCAAAUAUCUUGAACCAUCUACUUAAAGAGCAUUUGAUUUUCAUUUUCAUAGGUAGGAAUUGUUUUUCAUUCUUAUAGACAGGAAGUUUAAAAAGGCCAUGAAAUUGAUAUUUGACCAGGAAGCUAAUUUGUUUAGAAGGUAGUUUUUAUCAUCAUGUACAUGUUAGUUUAUCACCCACUUUGAUUUUUGAGGUCAAACAUUACUCUCUAAAUAUAAAAUCCAUAUGGAUCAAGUGCUGUAUGACUAAUGUAACAAUGGGAUUUUCUUCAAUGUAUAUAAAAUUUAUGUCAAAUCUGGGUUUUCGAGGUGAAACGUUAAAUCACAAAGCAAAUGAAGUGUCAGUAUAUAUAUAUAUACUAUAUAGACAGGGUUUUCAAUUUCUAAGAACACUUGACCUUAGAAGAUGUGUCAUAGAGGAAUUGCCCGAGGCCCUUGGGCAAUUAGAAUGUUUAGAAGAGCUAAAUUUAAGUUAUACAUCUCCCUGAUAGCAUUUGUUUGCUAAAACAUUUGAAAAUACUCAUUCUUCAGUGUUGUGUAGUUCUUGAAAAGUUACCGGAUGAUGUCGGUCAGUUAGAAUCUUUGUAUGAUUUAGAUCCAUCAUGGUGUUAUAGUAUGAGAGAUAUUCCGAGCAGCAUGUGUACAUUGAAACAACUGAACGCUUUGGACCUUUAUCUUUGGUCAAUUAGAAAGAUUCCAAGCAGCAUUUGUAUCUCAAGAAGUUACACCUUGAAGGCUGUAGGAUGAAUAUCUGAGGCUUAUCUUACUUUGUUUUUGGUAUCUGAAAUAGAUAUGAUUACAUGUAACUUUAUAAACAAUUAUAUGAGAAUUAUCUUUACUUUCUUAUUUUAACAGGUGCAGCGGGCAGGUUUGUAAAUAAUCAUAUCAUCAGAUCUGAACUAAUGUUGCUAAGCUGAUCACAGAUCAACUGCUGUUAAAUUGCUCAAUUGCUGAUUUAUGAGGGACACAGUGGCUCGAUUAAGAAUUCAAAAGUUUGACGAAAAGGCCAGUCGUCCAUACAUGAAUAUGUAACCCUUAAAACUAAACCAUACUUCUGUGUCAUUUUCUUUGGCUCAAUCUAGCUACAACAUUAUAUUCAAUGGAUUUCAAGGUUACACAUUUUUAAACAUUUCUAGAAGAUAUUGGCUUGUCUUUCUAACUUAAAGACUUGACAAUGAUCUUAAGCUUGAAGAUUAUGAGAUAGUCAUGUACCUUCCAAUUUCUUUGCUAAAAGCUCACUGAUUAUAA
Helianthus annuus (common sunflower) is the source of this 4505-nucleotide messenger RNA. Its product is annotated as TMV resistance protein N. The record is from RefSeq and is a predicted model, not a curated record. Gene Ontology annotation, molecular function: protein binding; ADP binding. The coding region runs from base 192 to 3056 and encodes 954 amino acids. Lineage: Eukaryota; Viridiplantae; Streptophyta; Magnoliopsida; Asterales; Asteraceae. Gene Ontology annotation, biological process: signal transduction; defense response. The transcript has 6 exons.